Panthera uncia (snow leopard) is the source of this 1956-nucleotide messenger RNA. It is a transcript of the gene DNAAF10, whose product is annotated as dynein axonemal assembly factor 10. The record is from RefSeq and is a predicted model, not a curated record. Bases 188 to 1261 code for a protein of 357 amino acids. Gene Ontology annotation, molecular function: ubiquitin binding. The transcript is spliced from 8 exons. Lineage: Eukaryota; Metazoa; Chordata; Mammalia; Carnivora; Felidae.
AAUCUUGCUUGACUUCAGUGGCGCAUCGGGCAUUAUCCGAGACAACUAAAUCCAACUCGCCUUCGUUUUGGGGGCUACUACGGCAAGCGGGAGGGCGAAAAGCGUUAAUGUUUGGAGUCUGGUUUCCCGGUUUGUGUUUUGUCAGGGUCUGGGUGUACUGGUUGGGCGGGGGGAAGUUGGCUGGACCAUGUCGGCCUUCGAGAAGCCUCAGAUCAUCUCCCAUAUUCAGAAGGGCCUCAACUACACGGUGUUUGACUGUAAGUGGGUGCCCUGCAGCGCCAAAUUUGUGACCAUGGGCAACUUCGCACGGGGCACCGGCGUCAUUCAACUGUAUGAGAUCCAGCACGGGGACCUAAAGCUGCUUCGGGAGAUUGAAAAGGCCAAACCCAUUAAGUGUGGAACAUUUGGUGCAACAUCUUUACAGCAGAGAUAUUUAGCUACUGGAGAUUUUGCUGGAAACCUUCAUAUAUGGAAUUUGGAAGCUCCAGAGAUCCCAGUAUAUUCUGUAAAGGGCCAUAAAGAAAUUAUAAAUACCAUAGAUGGUGUAGGCGGACUGGGAAUUGGGGAAGGUGCACCUGAAAUAGUGACUGGCAGCCGAGAUGGAACUGUGAAGGUGUGGGACCCAAGGCAAAAAGAUGAUCCUGUUGCCAAUAUGGAACCUGUACAAGGAGAAAACAAGAGAGACUGUUGGACUGUGGCAUUUGGCAAUGCUUAUAAUCAAGAGGAGCGUGUUGUUUGUGCUGGCUAUGACAAUGGGGAUAUCAAACUGUUUGAUCUCAGAAAUAUGUCAUUGCGGUGGGAGACAAACAUAAAAAAUGGGGUAUGUAGCUUGGAGUUUGACAGAAAAGACAUAAGUAUGAAUAAAUUGGUAGCUACAUCACUGGAAGGAAAGUUUCAUGUUUUUGAUAUGAGAACACAGCAUCCAACCAAAGGUUUUGCCUCUGUUUCAGAAAAGGCCCAUAAAUCAACUGUGUGGCAAGUCCGACACCUGCCACAGAACAGAGAGCUCUUUCUGACUGCUGGAGGCGCCGGCAGCCUUCACCUCUGGAAGUACGAAUACCCUAUUCAGCGGUCAAAGAAAGAUUCUGAGGGAGUAGAGAUGGGAGUUGCCGGCUCCGUCAGCCUUCUGCAGAAUGUCACCUUGUCUACCCAGCCCAUUUCCAGUUUGGACUGGAGUCCAGAUAAAAGGGGUCUCUGCGUCUGUAGUUCAUUUGAUCAAAUGGUAAGAGUACUGAUUGUUACAAAACUCCAUAAAAUUUGAUCUAAAGACUUUGGACUUGAAACCUUCCAGAAGAACACUCAUAGUAUUUAGAAUGUGCCCUGGAAUCCUCUGACCUUCACUGAACAAAGUUGGAUUUGACUGAGAAAACAAGCCCCAGAUGCAAACAUCCAGACUAGCCCGUCUCUGGGUGGGAAAUGCCGAGAGGUGUGUUCCAGCAACCUGACUGGACACCGGUUUGCGGUUUGUUAGCGCACGGGGCACCGCUGUCUCCAGGGCCAGCUCUGUUCAUCUCCCCUCUGUUUCUAAGAAAAAGUUGAUACUUGUCUAUAUUCAAACAUAUUUUUAAUUUGUUCUUCAUCACCAGAGUUAUAAUACUUUACCAUAACACCUAGUUUAAAAUUGUUUGUUUUGGUAAAACUACUGUGAAUUAACCUUCAUAAAUAUACUUUGAGAGAUUUCAGUGUCAGUAAGUUUCUGGAAAGAAUAGUACUUUAUAAAAUACCAAAAUGUCAUGGUCAGACUAGAUUUGGGUAACGGUUUUUAGCCGUAUAACUCAUAAAAUGAAAUAUUAUUUACAAUGACCUCUUUUUACUUCAGAAAUAAGAGUAAAAUUAGACUUUUGCUUAUUGAGUGGUAAGUGAUGUUGAGAUGUAUAAGAUUGUGGGGUUUUCUAGCCUUAUUUUUUGUCACAUCUUUUUAUAUAUUUUAUGAAUAAAUUUGUUUUUUGAAAUCUA